GGAGUUGCAGAACCCACCAUUAUAAUGUAUAUUUACUUGUACAAUUUUGCCAAAGGGAGGCAAGAUUUGGGGCAGCACCUAUUCUUGGCUUGGGCUGGAUGGGUAUGCACAUGGACAGCUCUGCUAUUGUUUCUUUUGGCAAUUUUCAAUGCUUGUGCUAUCAUCAGUAGAUUUACAAGGAUUGCAGGGGAAACUUUUGGGAUGUUAAUUUCUGUUCUUUUCGUUCAAGAGGCCAUUAAGGGACUAGUGAGCGAGUUCGAAAUUCCCAAAUCUGAGGACCCGAACUCAGUUAAGUAUCAAUUUCAGUGGCUUUACACUAAUGGCCUGCUUGCAAUUAUAUUUUCGUUCGGCCUUCUAUACACCUCAUUGAGAAGCAGGAGAGCUAGAUCAUGGUUGUAUGGAACAGGGCAGAUCAGAAGUUUCAUAGCAGACUAUGGGGUUCCAUUGAUGGUUGUAGUGUGGACAGCACUCUCUUUCAGUGUACCAAGCAAAACCCCAUCUGGUGUCCCAAGAAGGCUCAUUAGUCCACUCUUAUGGGAAUCUGAAUCUUUAUACCAUUGGACUGUAAUUAAGGACAUGGGUAAGGUUCCUCCGGUGUAUAUCUUGGCUGCCUUCAUCCCAGCUGUUAUGAUAGCCGGGCUUUAUUUCUUUGACCACAGCGUUGCUUCACAAUUGGCUCAGCAAAAAGAAUUUAAUCUCAAGAACCCCUCUGCCUAUCAUUACGACAUUUUCUUGCUUGGAUUUAUGACAUUGCUUUGUGGAUUGAUUGGAUUACCCCCUUCAAAUGGUGUCUUGCCUCAGUCCCCCAUGCACUCUAAAGCACUAGCUGUUCUUAAAAGACAGUUUAUCAAAAGGAAGAUGGUGGAGAGUGCCAAUGAAAGCAUAAAACGGAAAGCUAGCAAUUCCGAGAUUUACGACAAGAUGCAAAACGUGUUCAUAGAAAUCGACAACUCUCCAAAUACAACUGCAAUAGUCAAAGAACUCAAAGACUUGCAGGAAGCAGUAAUGAGUGUAGAAAAUGGAGGAGAAAACACAAACGAGAAGUUUGAUCCUGAAAAGCAUAUAGAUGCCUGCUUACCUGUUCGAGUUAACGAGCAAAGGGUCAGCAACUUGCUACAGUCACUUCUUUUAGCAGCAUCUAUAUGUGCUAUGCCCUUAAUAAAGUUGAUACCCACCUCGGUUUUAUGGGGCUAUUUUGCGUACAUGGCCAUCGACAGCCUUCCUGGAAACCAGUUCUGGGAAAGAAUCUUGCUUCUUUUCGUUCUCCCUGGACGGAGAUACAAGGUUCUAGAAAAGGUCCAUGCUUCUUUCGUUGAGUCGGUUCCAUAUAGAAGCAUUGCUAUAUUCACAGUCUUCCAGAUUAUCUAUUUUCUUGUGUGUUUCGGUGUGACAUGGAUCCCAAUCGCGGGCAUUCUCUUUCCGGUGCCAUUCUUCCUUCUCAUCGCCAUACGACAACACAUUCUACCAAAGCUGUUUCAUCCUCACCAUUUGAGAGAACUUGAUGCAGCCGAGUAUGAGGAAAUCGUGGGUGGUCCAUCACGACAUCCCAGCUUCAAUCUCAGGGACUCGGACAGUGUUGGUAGCGAAAACAAUGAAGGUGAAGUGACGGUAUGCGAUGCUGAAAUAUUAGACGAAAUGACUACGAGUAGAGGCGAGCUAAAGGUUCGAAACCAUAGUUUCAACGAAGAGAGACGAACCCAGGUUUACCCUGGCGAAUGAGACAGAGUAGAACCAUACAUCAAUGAUGCUUAAGAGCUCGAAAAUAUACUGAAUUGCAUCAGAAUAGUACUAAAAUGGGGGCAUAGUCCCACCAACAGUAGAUACAGAGAUCAUAGAUUGUUAGUUUGAGUUUUGAAUUCAUAACCAAUAGGUCCAAAC
Messenger RNA from Cynara cardunculus var. scolymus (artichoke), 1878 nucleotides. RefSeq names its product boron transporter 4. The coding region runs from base 25 to 1719 and encodes 564 amino acids. The transcript has 11 exons. Gene Ontology annotation, biological process: monoatomic anion transport; transmembrane transport; monoatomic ion homeostasis. The record is from RefSeq and is a predicted model, not a curated record. Gene Ontology annotation, molecular function: solute:inorganic anion antiporter activity. NCBI's taxonomy places the organism in Eukaryota, Viridiplantae, Streptophyta, Magnoliopsida, Asterales, Asteraceae. Gene Ontology annotation, cellular component: plasma membrane.